AUGGCUCAAAAGAGAAAGAAGGAAAUGGAAGAGGUUCGGAAAGGCAUAGCAGAUCUACAGAUUGACCCAAAUAGCCAGAAAAUGUUUCGUUAUCCACUACCAAGCACUCAAAUGGCGACUAUACCAACUUGGAGACAAAUAAAGAAAUUGACUCAAGAAGCAAAUAAGAUCACUGAACAACAUGGUCAUGGGGCCUACAAACGCCGCCGAGAACAAGAACGAAUGAGUGAGCAAAGGCAUGCUAUUUUCACUGUCAUUUACCGCAAAAGGCAAAAGCAAAAAGGGGGAGAUGAAGGAAAUGUCAGCAGGAAAUCCCAUGGGCGGAGGAGGCGGACCCUCUCCCGCUCCUCAAGAGCAGAGUUGCAGUUCCCGGUUAGCCACGUGGAUCGCCUCCUGCGAGAGGGAGGCUGCUCCAAGCGCCUGAGCUCGUCAGCACCUGUUUUCCUGGCAGCAGUUGUCGAGUACCUGACAGCCAACGUCCUGGAGCUGGCGGGCAAGGAGGCCGCCAACUGCCGCAGGAAGCGCAUCGCCCCACAGCACGUGCAGAGGGCAUUGGACAGCAACCAGCAGCUCCAGAGCCUCUUUCAACAUGGUACCGAACCUCAGGUCGAGGAGAUGCCUAAACGCAAGAAAAAGUAG
Cynocephalus volans (Philippine flying lemur) is the source of this 639-nucleotide messenger RNA. Its product is annotated as histone H2A-Bbd type 2/3. The coding region runs from base 1 to 639 and encodes 212 amino acids. The transcript has 3 exons. The record is from RefSeq and is a predicted model, not a curated record. Gene Ontology annotation, molecular function: structural constituent of chromatin; protein heterodimerization activity; DNA binding. Lineage: Eukaryota; Metazoa; Chordata; Mammalia; Dermoptera; Cynocephalidae. Gene Ontology annotation, biological process: heterochromatin formation. Gene Ontology annotation, cellular component: chromatin; nucleosome.